Molecule: messenger RNA, 1564 nt
Organism: Panicum virgatum (switchgrass)
Lineage: Eukaryota; Viridiplantae; Streptophyta; Magnoliopsida; Poales; Poaceae
Product: LOB domain-containing protein 40-like
Exons: 1
Coding region: 281-1249 (322 amino acids)
Biological process (GO): regulation of gene expression
Source: RefSeq, a predicted model, not a curated record
AUCCUCGGACGGACCAGCGCGCGCGCCUUCCCGUUCCCAGUUUCCGGAAGCCAAAACCAGUGGCGCCGUCCCACUCAAACCCAACCCGCUGCGCACCCACCCCCUCCAGGGAGGGAUAUACAUAGCUAGCGCCCUCUCCCUCCGUUGCCCAGCCAGCAAGCUCCAUCCCCGGCUCCAUCCCACUCGCACAUCGACGACCGAUCAUCGAUCGCCACCCACCUCCAGCACUCGGUUACUCCUCGUUCGCUCCAGGCACACCAGCAAGGAGGAGGCAGGAGAGAUGAGGCUGAGCUGCAACGGGUGCCGCGUGCUCCGCAAGGGGUGCACGGACGCGUGCACCAUCCGGCAGUGCCUGCAGUGGAUCAAGGCCCCCGACGCGCAGGCCAACGCCACCGUCUUCCUCGCCAAGUUCUACGGCCGGGCGGGGCUGCUCAACCUCAUCGACGCCGCGCCCGACGCCGCGCUCCGCCCGGCCGUCUUCCGCUCCCUGCUCUACGAGGCCUGCGGCCGGAUCGUCAACCCCGUCUACGGCUCCGUGGGGCUGCUCUGGUCGGGGAAGUGGCACCUCUGCCAGGCCGCCGUCGAGGCCGUCCUCAGGGGCGCGCCCAUCGUCCAGAUCUCCGACGAGGACGCCGCCGCCGCCAGCCCCGCGCACCUGCACAAGGCCGCCGCCGCCUCGUGCUACGACAUCCGCCACGUCGCCGCCAAGUCCAAGCCGGCCGACGACGCCCAGAGCAGCAAAGGCGGCAGCGUCCUCCACAAGGUCGCCAAGCCCGGGCGCACGCGCUUCAAGCGCUCGUCGUCGUCGUCGUCGCCGCCAUCGAAGAGGCAGGCCACCAAGGCGAGCAAGCCUUCCGGCACGGACGACGACGCCGACGACGUGGUGAUGGCGGACCGCCGCCAACACGACGACGAACAGCACGUCCAGCUGGUGAUGGCGGACCACGCGUCGUCCGACGACGACACCCACCACCACCAGGAGGCGUCGGCGGCGUCGCUCGACACGGACGCCGAGGCCGCCUCCCACGUCAGCCAGGCCGAGCAGAUCCCCGCGGCGGAAGAGGACCACCUCCAACAAGAGCAGCAACAGCAGCAUCAGCCGGGCCUCGACCUCACGCUCGGGUUCGGACUGUUCGCACCCGUGGCCGCCGCGGCGCGCCCGCCGACGCCACCCGCGGACGCCGGCUGCAGCCGCGGAGCCUGGAGCACCGCCGAGGAGCCCGGGGUCGUGGGCUUCCAGUUCCUCUAGGCUAGCUCCAGCAAGCGGCACACUCAUCUCCUGUACAUGUGUUACACAGGCAGGCAGAGACGAGUGAUAGAGGUCGCCAUUGCAAAAGCAUAGAGGUUUUUGCACUAGGAACAAACUCAAGUUUUUUUCCCCACCCCAAGUCCGUUUCGCUUAGAUUUAGGCCCAAAGAGAAGCAGUACCACAACUCCUUACAAUUGUUAAAAUUAGGCUUCUUUUCCUUUGUUUUUCUUUUUCUUGACUGAAACAUGAUACAGUUUCCUGUUACUCUGUGAAUGAACAAGAGGAAGAAUCAAAUUGAAACAAUGGCUUUGUUUA